AUUAUACUUAAUGUAGGGAUAGGUGUUCAAGUAAGUGUCUUCAUCCGCCAAGUCCUGUUCUCAAUUCUCGCCUGGAAUAGGCUGGAAUAGAAGACCCAGGGACAGCGGCAACAAACCCCAGUCGCCGACGAUGACGCCCCCCAAGAAGAUUCUCAUGAUCACCAACUCGGAGACGGGCCAGUCCAACGUCAUCCUCGCCACAGCCCACGCCCUCUUCGAACAAGAUCCCACCGUCCAGGUCCACAUCGCCUCGUUCCCCCAGCUCGAACCAGCCGCGAAGAAGGCCCUCGCGCACGUCCAAGACGGCCGCUUCGCCUUCCACGCCCUCCCCGGCCCGGCCUUCAGCGAAGUCUACAACCGCGACCCGGACCCGGCCAACACGCUCCUGCACGGGUCCCUGGUCAAGCCGAGCAUCGCCAGCACGCCGCACCUCACGCGCUUCUUCCUCGCGAAGCUCUUUUACACGUGGACGACGGAGGAGUUCGUGGCGCUCUUCGACGCCGCCAGGGACCUGAUCGAGAAGACGGUCCGUCCGGAUAUUUGCGUGGUGGAAGGGUACCUCACCCCGGCCUUGACGGCGAUGAUGCACGUGCACGCGCACGCGCACGCGCACCGGUUCCGCGCGACGGUCAUGCUGCCCACGUCGCUCAAGGACGUGGCGGGCCACCUCGAGCCCGGGACGGCCAUGUUGACCAAGUGGCCCGUGGUGGGGUCCGCCCUCCCGAUGCCGAUUCCGUGGUACUACGUGCCGCUCAACGCGUACUUUUUCGUGCGGAUGGUCCUCGUCUUGGUGCGGGACGAGACGCCUGCGCGGUACGAGGCGGCGGUGCGGGCGGCGACGGGGAUCCCGGACCUGGACGUCCUGUCGUACGGGGCGGUGGUGAGCCACCCGACCGCGUUCGGGGUGGAGCGCAUCUUCGUGGGGUCGAGGGCCGAGGUGGACUUUCCGCAGCUGGACCUCGAAAGCCCGCCGAGGGGGUAUAUGGAGAGGGUGGUGGCGUGCGGGCCUAUUCUUCGCGCGUCGCCGGCGUUACGGGAGGUGGAUCCGGAGUUGGCGGCUUGGAUGGGGGGCGAGCCGGUGGUGUACGUCAACUUGGGGACCAUGUGUCGGGUCUCGGAGGACGAAGCGGUGGAUAUGGCGAGGGCGCUGAAGCAGGUGCUUGACGUGGCGGGAACAAACAUGAAAACAAAACAUGGUGCAGCAUGUGCGGAGCCGGAGCGCAGGGGGCAAGAGAUGAGGGUGCUGUGGAAGAUCAAGAAGGAUCCGACACGGGGCCCGCCGUACGGGACGGGACCUGGGUCGAAGGUGUAUGAUGUGUUCCGGGAGGAGAUGGAGGCGGAUCCGCCGAGGGUGAGGAUCUCGGAGUGGUUGGAUGCCGAGCCGAUGGCCAUAUUGUCGACGGGCGAUGCGGUGUGCGCGGUGACGCACGGCGGGGCCAACUCGUUUUACGAGGCCAUCGCAGCCGGCGUGCCGCAGGUGGUGUUGCCGGUCUGGGGUGACACGUACGACUACGCCAACCGGGCCGAGUUGCUCGGCAUCGGCCGCUGGGGGAGCCGGAAGGGCUGUCCGCGGUGGUAUGUCUCGGAGCUGGCGCCCGUCUUGGCGGAGGUGGUGCUGGAGCGGAAUGCCGAGUUUGCGGCCAAGUCGAGGGCGCUGGCGGAGGUCUGUCGGCGGGAUGGAGGGGGGAGGAAUGUGGCGGCGAGAAAGAUUCUGGCCUUGGCUGAGGAGAAGUAGUAGUGGGUUCUCUUAGAAGGAUAGAAGGCAUGAUAGAGGCGGCUCAAUAUGAAUCAAAUAACAAAACAAACAGGA
Sodiomyces alkalinus F11 is the source of this 1810-nucleotide messenger RNA. Its product is annotated as UDP-Glycosyltransferase/glycogen phosphorylase. Bases 131 to 1735 code for a protein of 534 amino acids. Gene Ontology annotation, molecular function: UDP-glycosyltransferase activity. NCBI's taxonomy places the organism in Eukaryota, Fungi, Ascomycota, Sordariomycetes, Glomerellales, Plectosphaerellaceae. The transcript has a single exon. The record is from RefSeq and is a predicted model, not a curated record.